AUGGGCAAGUGCAGGGCUGGAGGUCCGCGUGUUGAUGCGACGCUUCUUCUCCAUCUUCUCGGGAGGAUUGACCUAACGCGGAUUACAACGAUAGACAUUUUGAUCCGUCUUGAUGGCUACGCACCACCCGUUCUCGUUGCAGGAGACUCUGCAGGCAUGCAGAGGGAUGCUUCAGCCAGGGACUUCGAACGACCGCCCACUUCGAGUCAUGAUUCCCAGCGGAGACGGAUCCUACCCGAUGGCUGGGAUCGCCUCUAUUCUAGCAGCCAGACCUCGCAGGUGGCGACGGACAAGGGCGUGGUCUCCUCAGCACACUUCUCCGCCUUCAUCAGAGCUGCGGUUGAAAAGAACAACAACGCCCUCACAGAGAAGGUCGCCGUCUGGCAGGACCAGCACUGCAUCAAUCAGGCAGACGGCCGUGAGAAGAACGCGCAGGUCGCAAUUAUGCAGCGGAUAUACUUCGCUGCGCAGUGCACGAUGAUCAUGCUGGACGACGUCGAAUUCUCCGCGGACGAGUUCAACACGCUGAAGCAGAGCAAGACCACGGAUGUGCAUCUCGCUCUCGUCCGCAGGCUAUUGCGCGCACGCUGGUUCACCCGCGCGUGGUGCUCACAGGAGUCAGUGCUCAGUCGCAGGGCGAUCGUGUGCGUACACCAGACGGGGCGGCCCGACUCGCCUCUUCUGUUCAACGUUGACUACAUCUGGCAGUGGCUCGACGUCGCGCGGCGCCGCGAUGGAACGCUCCCCUUCUUCAGCGAACCUCGCGGCUCGAUCACCGAUGCGGCCUGGACCCGGAUGGCGAAGACCAGUGCUUGGGCCCUUGGUAUCGUCUAUGAGAUGGGUUGCUACAACCACUACGACAAGGUGCCUCUCACAAAUAACCUCCUGCGGCGCAUUUAUACAUUUGACGAUCCACCCGAGGCGUUCGGCGUCAACGAGCCCUGUAUCCUCGAAAACGUGCUCAAGAUGGUAAAUGUGAUGGCGAUUGACCAACGCGACUUCUCGCUGCUGUUGGCGAACAGCGUUCAGCAGAAUCCUCUGCGCGGAAAACGAGGAUUCGGGUGGGCUGGCUAUCCUGUGAGAGGAGAUCGAAUUGCAGAGAUGUGGCACCCGAAAGACUACGAGGUCGCGAGAGACCCAGACAUUGCGGUAGAUGCAACGGGGCUCACCGCCAGGGGUAUCAUGGCCAAGAUCGUUCUGCAGCAUGUUUGGAAGCUGCAGAGAGAUAGCGGCGGGCUGCACGUAUCCGUCGACGGGGUCCACAAGUUGGUCACGUCGGACUGGCCGAUGCAUGAUGUUUUCCGGUCGAGCCGCCCGCACCAGCUCUUGCGAGACUUCCUCUAUGCGCUUGAGGCAUUCGACGACAGGGGCGAUCCCGAAGCCGAAGUGUAUUCGCGUGCGGUGUACGCGUAUCUGCUCGAGGAGGACUACAAUUAUCAGCCGGGGCCGUUUCGCGGGGACAUGAAGGAAAAUAUGAUACAGACGUUCGGGAUGCCUUCACCAAAACAGCGUCAUGUGGCGGACGCCCUGAAUUUCAUCCAGCGCGACGAGGGUGCGGCAUUCAGCACUGUCCUGUUGGACGAGGGGACGGUGCUCCUGGUGAGUGGCAAUGUGGAGAAUAUGCGAAAUUCGAGGAUCUUCCAGCCGCACGUCGUGCGCCCGAAGCUAUUUUCGUAUCCACUGGUAAUUACUGUGAAUUCUAUGGUCCUUGACAAUGGGAACCCUCACCAAUGUAGGGGGUUCAGAAGUCCGUAUCAAGAUAACAUAAGGGGGAGUGGCGUCGACGAGAGCGUCUUCGUCGACUUGUAG
This is a messenger RNA of Sparassis crispa, 1809 nucleotides long. RefSeq lists its product as hypothetical. The record is from RefSeq and is a predicted model, not a curated record. The transcript has 6 exons. The coding region runs from base 1 to 1809 and encodes 602 amino acids. NCBI's taxonomy places the organism in Eukaryota, Fungi, Basidiomycota, Agaricomycetes, Polyporales, Sparassidaceae.